Messenger RNA from Manihot esculenta (cassava), 2904 nucleotides. RefSeq lists its product as uncharacterized. Gene Ontology annotation, molecular function: glycosyltransferase activity. The transcript has a single exon. The record is from RefSeq and is a predicted model, not a curated record. The coding region runs from base 1077 to 2519 and encodes 480 amino acids. Lineage: Eukaryota; Viridiplantae; Streptophyta; Magnoliopsida; Malpighiales; Euphorbiaceae.
GAGGUGAUUUCUUGGAUUUCCUUUUAUAAUAUGUCUUUUUAGCAUUCAAAACGCUUAACACGAAAGGGAGGGGGUAAUGGGGUUCAAACUUUGGGUUCGGAUGUUAGCCUCUUGGCUAAUCAAGUUAGACAGUAAAAAUUUAUUGUUACUAAUAGAAUUGCUUUCUCUUUAAGUUUUUUCAAUAAGAGUGUUUUCUCUGUUUCGAAUUUUUUUUCUCCUUAAGAUAGUAAGCUUCGCUUUGCCAACUUCGUGGCCGGCCCUAUUUAGGCUCCGUCCAUCCCAUCAGUGGCAGAUUUCUCCCUCCUUUGUCCAGAUGAGGUUGUACAGUUUUUUGUGUUUUUUUCUUUUUUUAUAUUCUCAUUUCAUUUGUUUUUGACAAGCUGUGGUUUGUGAGGGAAAUGCCUUGAUCGUCUACAUAAUUAUGUUUCUUGUGUUUAGGUUUUCGUUUUUUCCAAAUUUGUGUCUUUUAAGGUCUCGUCGGUGUGUUGCUGUUGCGGGAGUUACAUUGUUUGAUUUUGUUCUGAUGCUUUUCGAAUUUGGGUAUAUCAGGUCACAUGGGUGCAUGGAUCCUUAAGAACUUCUAAAAUUUAAUUUAAAAGUUAACUGGAAAUUGAUCUAUAUAGCACAUGGUUUGGAAUGUUUGACUUGAGAAUUAAAUUAAUAUAAAAAUAAAAAUAAAAUAACUAUUUUCCUAAAUAUUUCUUUAAACUACUACAGGAUCAAAAAUUUAGGACGUAGUAGAAAUUGAAUUUAUUAUUUUAAUAUAUUCAUGAACUUAAAAGUCAAGAGCUUCAAAUCUUAUAUCUGUAAAACAAUGUUAAGGCUAGUUUUGCUUGUAGUGUAAUUAAGCCUUUGUUAAAGCACCUAUUGGACAAGUGGCAAAAGAGUUGACGAAAUUCCAAGGAACUGGAAGGCCAUGUGCAGCCUCUCAAAUUUGCAUAAGCUCGAGGAGAUCCGGCAUCUAUGGUGGAAAGCAUUUAAUCCUUAAUGAUAAAUUGAUUUAACAAAAAGCUAAGCAGGAGUUGAUCAUCUUCAUCCUUUGAGACCUGUUGGCUGUGGCUAGCUUCGUGCCAAUAAUGGGCAUGAAGCACCAACCUCACAGAACCACUAUUUCUAUUAGAUAUUAUUCCACAAUUCUAGCUCUAGCCCUUCUCGUUACCUCGUUUUGUCUCUUCCUUUCUCCCAUUGCACAGGUACAAGAAGCUUUGCUGUUUCCUUCUGGAAAUACUUCGUUUAGUGGAGACCUCAGAGACGCUAAAUUUCCAUGGAACAAGCUUUGUUUCGGACCCACUUUUGAGAAGCUAAAACUUGCAGUUUUCUCCAAGACAUGGCCGAUUGGUGCAGCUCCUGGUGGCAUGGAACGCCAUGCUUCUACUCUAUAUCAUGCUCUAGCUGCCAGGGGUCAUGAAAUCCAUGUGUUCACUGUGCCGUCAGAUAGGAGGCCUCAUUCUGAUAUCCAUGAAGGAAACCUUCAUGUUUAUUUUGCUGCAAAUGAUCAUGGCUCUGUCAACUGCUCUCUAGCAUUUGAGAUAUUCAACAAGAUAGGCACUGAUGUGCCAUUUGAUUAUGUUCAUACAGAGAGUGUUUCAUUGCCUCACUGGAGAGCAAAAAUGGUGCCUGAUGUGGCUGUAACUUGGCAUGGAAUUUGGUAUGAAAUUAUGCACUCCAAGUUAUUUGAAGAGCUAUUUUCAAACCCAAAUGGGGUUCUUCCGGGCCCUAUGACAGAGCUUCAGGAAGCAAUGCCAAGGCUUAUUGAGGAAAUUAGAUUCUUCUCCAGCUACAAACACCACAUCUGCAUCAGCAACAGCGCAGGCGAGGUAUUGAUGAACAUCUACCAGCUGCCUCAGAGAAAUGUCCAUGUGAUACUAAAUGGGGUAGAUCACACAAAAUUUGUGCACAACCCAGAAGCAGGAACAAGGUUUAGAAGGCGAUACGGUAUCCCUGAGAAUGCGAGCCUUGUGAUGGGUGCUGCAGGGAGGCUGGUUAGGGACAAGGGACAUCCACUGCUGUAUGAAGCAUUUUCAUUGAUCAGAAAAAGGCACCCUGGUGUAUGCCUGGUGGUGGCAGGGUCAGGUCCCUGGAGAAGAAGAUAUGCUGAGUUAGGCUCUAAUGUCAAAGUUUUAGGUGCACUGGAGCCAGCACAGCUUUCAGAAUUCUAUAAUGCAAUUGAUGUGUUUGUGAACCCAACAUUGAGACCCCAAGGACUUGAUCUUACAUUAAUUGAAGCAAUGCAAUGUGGGAAGCCAGUUUUGACCCCAAAUUAUCCAAGCAUAGUUGGGACAGUGGUGGUGAAUGAAGAAUUUGGCUACACAUUUUCACCUAAUGUGAAAUCAUUUGUUGAGGCCUUGGAGAUGGUAAUAAGAGAUGGGCCAAAGGUAUUGCACAAGAAAGGCUUGGCCUGCAAAGAGUAUGCUCUUUCUAUGUUUACUGCCACUAAGAUGGCAUCUGCCUAUGAGAGGUUCUUCCUCUGCAUGAAAAAUACUAAAUACUGUCAAUAUCCUCUUCCAACAGAUUGUUAAAUGUGAUCUCAAUUUUUCCGUUAACUAAUGUUUCUUUCCAAACUAAAUUUGUUAGCCUUCAAGUGUCAAGAAAGUUUUUGCUGGUGCUUGGCUUGAGGUGUUAGAUCUGCUGAUUAUAAAGCAACUACUUCACUUAGAUUGCAAGCUUUUUGUGUGGUUUCCAAAAUUCUUUUUCUGCAUAUUGAUAAUUUUUUAAGGGGUCUGAACUCAUGAUUAUUGAUGUGAUUGGCACUUGACCGCUAAAUUAGUAGCCCAACUGCUUUUGUGUAGUUCUUGUUAGAAAGUCAAAAGAUGGAGAUAGCUGGAAUCAAUAGCAUAAAUUCAGUAUAAAACUUAUGCAGAAUGCAGAACAUUCAGCAGAAAAUGUUGAACAAAAAAAAAAGAA